GGAGUAUAAGAGUGCGCAGUCGGGUAAGAGUACGCAGAUCAUUUUUAUUAUGUUGGUAUCACUGCAAGCUAAUGCCAGUGCGGUGUUUAGGUGUGUAUGCGUGAACGCUGUUUCCUACUAAGUUGUUUCGAGUUACGUGUAUUUUGCCUGGAAGUUAUAGAGGAAUAAGUGAUUUACUGUAAAAGGUAUGUAAUUUUUUUAAUAAACAAUUUAGUGUUUUUGAACUCUUUAAGAUUUGUUAUUUCGUUUAAAGUUUAUUUCAUAAUAAAGUACGUCAUGUCGAGAACAACAUGGCGUGGUUAGCAGUUCUCUAUGUGUACUGUGCUGCUAUCUGUUGACGAUGUAACGAAACACUACGUAUGUGGCUAAGAGUGCGCACUGGGUUUGUGAAUGCGUACUCUUAGCCUCCCACAUUUGUUCCACUGUUAUCAAAAGAAACUUUUCUCUAUGGAAAUGUAUCAUAUUACUUUAAGUGUAGUGAUAACAGCAAUACUAAAUAAUACAUAAAUACUUGUUUCUAUUAACAUUAUUUAUUAUUUUGAUGUGAAUUUACCUUCAUUGUUGCAGAUAUGAUAUCUUUAUGAAUGGCUCCAUACAAGCGAAAAAGUGAGAGGGUUCUGACCACACAGGACAUCUUAGAUGAAGCAAAACGGAAAAUAGAGGCUGGUGACAGUAAAAGGAAAGUGGCCAGAGAUUUGGGAAUUAAGGAAAGCACAUUAAGGAAAAGACUCAAAGCAGGGACGGUUCCGGUAUCACUUGGGCGCUUUAAAAAUGCUUUGUCAGAUGAAAUGGAAAAAGAACUUGCACAGCAUUGUAAAGAUUUGGACAACAGGUUCUACGGCCUUACAAGAAAGCACAUAAUGAAAGUAGCUUUUGAUUUUGCAGAGAAGAAUGGAGUUUCUGAAAGAUUCAACCAAGAAAAAAAGUUGGCAGGAAAAGAUUGGUUAAAAGGGUUUUGCAAACGCCACAAACUUUCUGUUCGUGCGCCAGAAUUAUGCAGUGUUGCAAGAGCGGUGGGUUUCAAUAAAGUUCAAGUUUCAAGAUUUUUUGAAAACUUGAAGCAGUGUCGUCUCGAAAAAAAGUUUCCACCGCACAGGAUCUUCAAUAUGGACGAAACAGGGGUCACUACGGUUCCCAACAAAACACCCAAGAUAAUUAGCCCCAAAGGAAAAAAAACUGUCUGCAAGGUGUCUAGCGCAGAAAGGGGGCAAACUGUAACUGCUGUAUGCUCCAUUGGCGCUACAGGUUUUUAUGUGCCACCUGCACUAAUUUUUCCCAGAAAAAGAAUGAAUAACAUGCUCUACAAAGAUGCUCCGACAGGAACUUUGCCUCUGAUCAGUGACACAGGAUACAUGACCACAGAUCUUUUUAUUGAAUGGCUCAAACACUUUGCAAUGUAUGUCAAACCAUCACUAGACGAUCCAGUUCUCUUAAUAGCAGAUAACCACUCAACUCACUGUUCUCUCGGUGCAGUUUUAUUUUGCAGGGAAAACCACAUAACAUUUUUAACCCUACCCCCACAUGGUAGUCAUCUUACCCAGCCUCUGGAUAGGGUUGUUUUUGCACCACUGAAGACAGCAUAUGCAACUGAAGCAGAAAAGUGGCUAGUACAAAAUCCAGGAAAGGUGAUAACUCUUUACCAAGUUGCAGGCAUUUUUGGUGCUGCGUACAGUGCCACUGCGAGUGUAAAACUUGCUGAAAGAGCAUUCAAAGCUACUGGAAUAGAGCCAUAUGAUCCUGAUGUCAUAAGCGAAGAUAUGUUUGCUCCAUCAUUGGUGACUGCUCAAAUUUCUAAUGAAGAGGGCUUAGGGCUAGCCCUACAUCAACCUGAAACCAUGUCUACUGAAGUUGAGAAGAACUGUGAUUCCAAUAAUUUGAAUAACGAUCAAGAAAAUGGCAAUUUGCUUUCUUCAGAACCCACAACAUCUGGCACAAUACGCAUUCAAAUUCAGUCAGUUCUGCCACUUCCACAACAUAAGCGGCAAGAAAGCAAAAACAAAAGACCAGCUCAAAAAUCAAAUAUCAUAACUUCAUCCCCUUACAAAAAUAUAUUAGAAGAGAAAGAGAAGGCAAAGCAAGAAAUAGAGAAGGCAAAAGCUGAUCGAGCUCUACUGAAAACAAGACAUGAGGCCGAGACAAAGAAUGCGAAUACAAAGAAAGUAAAGUCAAAAAAUAAACUUAGAGCCAAUUUUGAAACUGUUCAAAGUCAAGGUCCCUCUACAAGUCAUGGUGAACCAUCCACUGAAGUAACUACCUGCCCUGCUUGUAAAGAAUCCUAUGACGAAGACUGGAUCCAGUGUGGAAUAUGCAACGACUGGUGGCAUGAAGGAUGUUCCAGUUAUGAAGGCUAUGGACCUUUUGUGUGCGACUACUGUUGAUGCGGACUCUUACCCUCACUGAUGCGGACUCUUACCCGCAUAGUAGGCCAAGAGUACGCAUUUGGCAUUAUUUUGUAAAACAUUUUUAUUCGUCUCAUGUUUAAAUCAUAAUUGCUAGAAAAAAAUUCUGAUGUUUCCUGAUUGAGUAAAGCAUGUUCUGUAAAA
This is a messenger RNA of Bacillus rossius redtenbacheri, 2543 nucleotides long. RefSeq lists its product as uncharacterized. NCBI's taxonomy places the organism in Eukaryota, Metazoa, Arthropoda, Insecta, Phasmatodea, Bacillidae. Gene Ontology annotation, molecular function: DNA binding. Gene Ontology annotation, cellular component: nucleus. The record is from RefSeq and is a predicted model, not a curated record. The coding region runs from base 585 to 2378 and encodes 597 amino acids. The transcript has 2 exons.